Messenger RNA from Striga hermonthica, 966 nucleotides. NCBI's taxonomy places the organism in Eukaryota, Viridiplantae, Streptophyta, Magnoliopsida, Lamiales, Orobanchaceae. The record is from the annotation of a GenBank genome assembly.
AUGCCUUAUCCAGUUAGAGAUCAUAGUAACUCUACUUCGAAUUGCUUAAUAUUGGAUGAGCUAAAUUACGAUCGGAAGGCUUUAUCUGUAGAGCACGAAGCACUUCUUAGUAGAAUGACCGACGAGCAGAAGACUGUUUAUUCAAAGAUCACGGAUGUUGUUGAUUCUGCUAAUGGUGGUGUAUUUUUUGUAUACGGAUAUGGCAGGACUAAGAAGACCUACUUGUGGAGAACGUUGUCUGCGGGGUUACGAUCGAAUGGUAAAAUUGUUUUAUGUGUCGCAUCAAGUGGAAUAGCGUCUCUUUUGUUGCCUGGUGGAAGAACUGCACACUCUCGAUUUCUCAUACCGCUGAAUAUUCAUGAAAAUUCAUCCUGCGAUAUUGACCAGGUAAGUCCACUUGCGGAACUGAUAAUACGAUGCUCUCUCAUUAUAUGGGACGAGACGCCGAUGAUGCACAAACAUUGCUUCGAAGUUGUCCAAACAUUAUUGCAGGCUAUUAUGGGAGCAGUUGACCCUUCCAACAGUAACAAGCCAUUCGGAGGCAAAUCUGUUGUAUUUGGUGGAGACUUUCAACAAAUACUUCCAGUGAUUCUAAAGGGGAGUCGUCAGGACAUUGUGAACGCAACUAUUAAUUCUUCCGACAUUUGGAGGAAUUGUACUGUGUUGCGACUUACAAAGAACAUGCGUCUUCAGAGCAUUUCAGAUGCAGAGGAACUUGAUGAGCUAACAACAUUUGCUGAGUGGAUUGCGAGCAUUGGAGAUGGGACUGUAGGAGGAUCAAACGACGGUUGUGCCGCGAUUGACAUUCCAGAGGAUAUACGAUUGGAAACCUCAGAUGAUCCAAUUGCUACAAUCGUCGAAAGUACCUAUCCAAUGUUCAAAAAUGCAACUGACGAUCCAAGUUAUCUGAAGGACAGAGCUAUAUUAGCGCCUACUUUGGAGGUCGUUGAGUCUAUCAAUCAAUAA